This is a messenger RNA of Triticum aestivum (bread wheat), 2241 nucleotides long. Its product is annotated as zinc finger CCCH domain-containing protein 5. Gene Ontology annotation, molecular function: metal ion binding; mRNA binding. The record is from RefSeq and is a predicted model, not a curated record. NCBI's taxonomy places the organism in Eukaryota, Viridiplantae, Streptophyta, Magnoliopsida, Poales, Poaceae. The transcript is spliced from 7 exons. The coding region runs from base 252 to 1655 and encodes 467 amino acids.
UGAGUCCCACUCACGCAGAAAAGGCCACACGACGCGAGCGUACGGGACGAGCGGGGGCUGCGACUGCAAGGGAGGGAGAGGGAAGGGGGAGAAGAGGAGUCCGGAGGAAGCAACACCCGAGAGCGAGAGAUUUUGCUUCGCUUUCGCCCUUGCUCGAGCCUCCCUCUGCUCGCGCGGCCGCCGGGUGGGCACGGUCCGGCCCGAUCCCCGCCCGAUCGCCGCGGCGGAAGGAGCAUUCGGGGAGCUGCUCGAUGAUGGAGUCGUACGCCGCGUCCCCCAAGGACGGCGGCGGGGGUGGCGCCGAGGGCGGCCGCGCCGAUGCUGCCACCGGCCUGGAAGAGUCGAUGUGGAGGCUGGGGCUGGCCGGCGGAGAGGAGGCCGCCGGGGAGGGGCUGCCGGAACGGCCCGGCGAGGCCAACUGCGUCUACUACCUCCGCACGGGGGCCUGCGGCUACGGGGAGACUUGCCGCUACAACCACCCUCGCGAUCGCGCUGCCGCGUUUGAUGGAGGGACAAGGACCGCACGCACAGUGGAGUAUCCAGAACGCCCAGGUCAGCCACCGUGUGAGUACUACAUGAAGAAUGGGACUUGUAAGUUUGGCUCUAAUUGCAAGUAUAAUCAUCCCAGAGAAGGCGGUUCUGUACAACCAGUUGUCUUAAAUUCCUGUGGUUACCCUCUGCGUCUGGGUGAGAAAGAGUGUUCCUACUAUAUCAAAACUGGCCAUUGCAAAUUUGGAUCAACAUGUAAAUUUCAUCACCCAGAAGGGCCAGAACAUGGUGUUGUUUCAGAGACACCAAACAUGUAUCCACCAGUUCAACAACUGCCUGUCUCUUCCCCUCUUCCAUAUCCACCUCUAGCCAGUUGGCAAUUGGGGAGGCCUUCUGUUCUGCCCGGAUCAUUUUUCCCGGGCUCUUAUCCUCCAAUGAUGCACCCAUCUGCAGUCAUGCCAAUGCAGGGAUGGAACCCUUACAUGCCACCUAUCAACCAAGUCGCGUCAGCUGGGGGACAGCAAACUGUUCAGGCAGGAUCAUUGUAUGGCUUAUCACACCAAGGACCUCCAUCUGCAGUUGCUUAUGGCAGUAAUUAUGCAUCGUUGUCUUCUUCAACAUGGCCUUCAAUUGACAAACAAGAAGUUGUCUUUCCAGAGCGGCCUGGGCAGCCUGAAUGCCACCACUACAUGAAGACAGGGACCUGUAAAUUUGGAUCCACAUGUAAAUACAAUCAUCCUCAGUACCUGAGUACACCUAGGUCCAACUAUAUGCUGAGCCCUCUAGGUCUUCCAAUUCGGCCGGGUGCCCAGCCAUGUCUUUACUAUUCACAGCAUGGGUUUUGCAAAUUCGGUCCCGGAUGCAAAUUUGAUCACCCACUGGGUGCUCUGAGCUACAGUCCUUCAGCAUCAUCGCUUGGUGACGUGCCUAUCGCUCCAUAUCCUCUCAGUCUCCCUGUUGCUCCUAUGGCCCCAUCUCCAUCAUCUUCUGGUCUACGGCCAGAUUACAUUCUGGCCAAGGACUCCUCAGCAAAUCAGCCAGCGUCACCUGGAACUACAUUUGGAAAUGCUGGACAGUUGUCAAAAAUUUAUGCUCCACACAUGCUUCUCCGUCCUCCAACUUCUGCAACCGGUGCCACUGUCACCAUCCAUGGUGGAGAGUUCUGAUCCCAUUCUUGGGAUGAAAAUGGAUAUUCAGAAAGCUUCUCAAGAUGUUUUUUUUUGGCGUAGAUGAGAUGAGAUCUCGGCUCGUUUUUGCUCAGAUUCGGUUCUACAGCAAAUCUGUUUCCGCUUCCCCUCUCAGCAUCUGUUCACCCAGAACCCCCACCCAAUGUGAAUAUGGCUGGAGCUGACAUAGACAACGACGGCCAAGGUGGCAGUCUUUGCCAUCUGAAUAAAUGCAUAGAUGGGGAGUGGCAAGCUCGUACCCUGCCAUUUUUCUGUUCAUUGCUGAAUUGGAAGAGGGAGAAUCCUGAAAUCCACUUAACUGGUGCCCAUUCUAUCGGUACAUAAUUAUCGAAGGAGGCCACAAGAUGCAUCAUUACAGGGAGGUUUUGUACCUGCAGGCUAUUGGGUUCGGCAAUCUUGCCCAAAUCUUUGCUCAUUUAACCAUCUCAUAUGUGUUAUGCAACUACGAGUCUACAACUUCUGUAAUAUGUAUAUGUAUAUUCAUAAUGCGAACAUAAGAACGUCGUAAUGGAACACUCGAACCCUUGAUGGAAUCAUCUGCAGCUAAGUCAGCUCAGUUGCUUAA